ACACACAUUUGCAAUCAUUUGACUGUUAUUUGCAAAAUGAUUGACACUUUAAAUGUCAAACAAUUGUUGUCUUAUUUAUGACCAAAUGAUAUCCAAAUGCUUAAGACAUGAUUGUGAGAACUGAUCCAAGAGGUGGUAAGACAGCAAAUUUGGUGUCAUUUGGUGGUCGACCGGAUGAGAGAUGAGGUUCGGCCGACUGUGCCGUCGAUUUUGUGGACAAUUAUGUGAUUAUAUGACAAACAAAUGGUUUGCAGUCGUGUUGUACGCAAAGAGUCUGUGUUUUAAUAGUCAUAUGAAUAGCGGGUAUUUGGCGGACACUCUUCUGGAGCCCAUGUUUUGGUUCGUCGAUAACUUCACUCAUCUCUUGGGACCAAUAUUUGUCGUAUCGGUGGUCAGUCUAUUAGUGGUGUUUGUGGUGAUCGCAUACACAAUAGGUCUGAGCUUUUGGUGGCGAACCAGCAAAACAGUCACAUCUAUAGCACUGGUGAUCGGCCACUGGUUACUCAUUAAUGUCUGUUAUCACUACUUCAUGGCUUACACCACAUCUCCAGGACAUCCCCCAGAAAACACAACCCUUUCAGAAGUGGUCUCAUUCUGUAAGCGAUGUAUUGGUCCGAAGCCGUCGCGAACCCAUCACUGCUCUGUUUGUAACAAGUGUGUGCUUAAGAUGGACCACCACUGCCCGUGGCUUAACAACUGCAUCGGACACUUCAAUCACAGAUAUUUCUUCAUGUUUUGUCUCUACACAUGGAUUGGAACUGUUUUUGUGAUGAUAUUUGGCUUUACAAUAGCUUACGAACACUUUUGGCCGCAAACAGACAUCACUUCGACUGAAUCGACCACUUCUAAUUCCACAAAUACUUCGACAGAUUUUGUCGGUUAUAUGAAACACAAGUGCAUUAUCUUUGAGGGUCUGAUGACUAUCGGGAUAUUUGUUGCUUUGGGUGCUCUCAUUGCUUAUCAUUCACUGCUCAUAACAAAAGGCGAGACUUGUAUCGAAAGACAUGUAAAUAAAAAAGAAAGAAAACGUUUGUUAGGAAUCGGCAAAAGGUUUGUAAACCCCUAUGAUUUCGGGCCGCGAGAAAACUGGAGGCGCUUUCUAGGACUCCAUCGCACCGGUGGUUGGCUUAACGUAUUGUUGCCCUCAAAGUUCGCGCCUUCUGGUGAUGGACUCGUUUGGUUGAGAAGUGAUGACAAUAAUCAAAACGAGUGCCAAAUUGUUAAUUAA
Molecule: messenger RNA, 1228 nt
Organism: Oppiella nova
Lineage: Eukaryota; Metazoa; Arthropoda; Arachnida; Sarcoptiformes; Oppiidae
Source: the annotation of a GenBank genome assembly